GCUACGUGUGGGAAGAUAAACAAUAACGAAAUUUUUCGCGUUAUGGCUUGUAUCAGGAAAUCCAGUUUCGGAUUUUUGUUAUUAUUAUUGGUUUUGUUUCUACUUCAAACUUUAAUAACAUGUAAGAAAACUUCGUCUGUGAGCUUAGUAGAAAAUAUAGUUGAUUACAAGGAAUUAAAGAGACUCUGUAAGACAAGGACCAAUGUUUUAAUAUUAUAUACACAAGGAAUGGAUCAAAACGUUGAGCUUAUUAAUGUAUUUAACAAAGUUGCUGAAGUAAUUAAAGGACAGGCAUCACUGGCUUUAAUAGAUUGUGCUGGUGGCGGAAAGAAAUUGUGCAGAAAACUUAAAAUUUCUCCUGAGACUUUCUUUCUAAAGCACUACAAAGAUGGCCAAUUUCAUAAAGACUAUGACAGACAACUUACUGUGCAGUCUAUGGUAAAUUUUCUGAAAGACCCUACAGGUGAUCGGCCUUGGGAGGAAGAGGAAUCAGCAAAAGAUAUCUUUCACGUACCAGAUCCUGAUGUUUUAGGAAGAUUACUUAGUAAAGAAAAUGUGCCAAUCAUGAUGAUGUUCUAUGCUCCUUGGUGUGGAUUUUGCAAGAGAAUAAAACCAGAAUAUGCAGCUGUUGCAACAGAAUUAAAAAAUAAAGCUAUAAUGGCUGCCAUGGAUUUACAUAAGCCUGAAAAUGCAGCUGUAAGACAGCAUUUCAAUAUUACUGGAUUUCCCACUCUUUUAUAUUUUGAAAACGGUCGAAUAAAACAUAAAUAUGAUGGUGAGAAUAGCAGAGAAGGUUUACUUAAUUUCAUGAGAAACCCUGGAAAGCAACCUGAAAAACCAAAAGAGGAAGAAUGGUCUGAUACUCCUAGUGAGGUCUACCAUUUGACUGAUGAGAAUUUUAGCACAACAAUAGAAUCUGAACCAUCUGUACUUGUUAUGUUUUAUGCACCCUGGUGUGGGCACUGUAAAAAGAUGAAGCCGGAAUUUGAAUCUGCUGCCCAACAAAUGAAAGAACAAGAUAUUCCUGGAGUUUUAGCAGCAGUGGAUGCAAUUAAAGCAAAAACAAUUGCAGAUCGGUUUAAAAUAACGGGUUAUCCCACAUUGAAAUAUUUUAAGAGAGGUGAAUUUCAGUUUGAUGUGAACUUUAGAACAGCUGAUAAAAUUGUAGAAUUUAUGAAUGAUCCAAAAGAACCCCCACCUCCUCCUCCUCCUGAAGUUCCAUGGAGUGAAGAGCCAAGUCAUGUUGUUCAUUUGAAGGAAGACGAUUUCAAACCAUUUCUGAAGAGAAAGAAGCAUGUUUUAGUCAUGUUUUAUGCUCCUUGGUGUGGUCACUGCAAGAAAGCCAAACCUGAAUUUACAGCUGCAGCAGAAUUUUUCAAAGAUGAGCCAAAGGUUGAAUUUGCUGCUGUAGAUUGUACAUCAUUCAGCAGUAUUUGUAGUGCUCAUAACGUUAAAGGAUAUCCAACUUUGAAGUAUUUUAAUUAUUAUAAAGUUGACAAGCUUUAUGAAGGAUCUCGCUCAGAAAAAGAUUUUAUUGAUUACAUGCUGGCUGCUGUUGAUAGUAUUCCUCCUCUUAAUUCUGAAAGCCCUGAAGAUCCUGAAACGUUUUGGUCUGAAGUGCCCAAUGGUCAUCUUGUAAAUUAUUUGAAAGACAGCACAUUUCAUCAAAUUAUGCAGUCAAAGAAAUCGGCCCUUGUAAUGUUUUAUGCUCCUUGGAGUGGACAUUGCAAAGCAUUGCGUAGAGUUUUAGCUGAGGUUGCUGCAAAGGUUAAGGAGCAAAAGAUUGAUUGCUUUAUAGCUGCAGUAGAUGGAACUGUUGAAACUUCUCUCCAAGCUGAAUUUUCAAUCAGAGCUUAUACUACUUUGAAAUAUUUUAAAAAUGGAAAAGUACAAUUUGAUGUAGAGGAUAGGACAGUUGAUAAACUGCUGGAAUUUGUAAAAGAUCCUAAGGAACCUCCUCCUCGAGAAAUUCCAUGGAGUGACGAGCCAAGUAAUGUGGUCCAUCUUAAAGAAGAAGAUUUCAAGCCAACUUUGAAAUCUACAAGACAUGUGCUUGUCAUGUUUUAUGCUCCUUGGUGUGGUCAUUGUAAGAGAGCCAAACCUGAAUAUACUGCUGCAGCUGCAUACUUUAAAGAUGAUCCAGAGGUUAAGCUUGCUGCUGUCGAUUGUACAGUGCACAAUAGUCUUUGUACUGCUUAUGAUGUCAACAGCUACCCAACUUUUAUAUAUUUCAAUUUCUACAAUGUUGAAAAGCCUUAUGAUGGAAGUCGCACUAAACAUGAUUUCAUAAAGUACAUGGAGGCUGCUAUUGAAAGUUUAAAUCCUAAAACUGCAACACCGCCAGCACAUCCUGACAAGUUUUGGUCAGAAGUUGCUCAUGGAGAGCGUGUUCAUUAUUUAAAGGAUUCUACAUUCCAUGAAGUUCUUAAAUCUAAGCCGUCAGCUCUGGUCAUGUUUUAUUCACAUUGGAAUGCAGAGAGCAGAGAAUUGAGGUAUAUAUUUGCUGAAGCUGCUGCUAAAAUGAAUGAGAAAAAGAUUAAUGGCUUUUUAGCUGCUGUGGAUGUAACUGUAGAAACUUCUCUUCAAAUUGAAUAUGCCAUACGUUCUGCUCCUACUGUGCACUAUUUUAGAUAUGGCGAACUCAUUAAAGAAUAUGCUGCGCCUCUCACAGUAGAUGAUAUUGUACAGUACAUGAAAAACCGAUUAGUAAAAGAAGAGUUAUAAAAUGCUCAUGUGUGAUGUCCACUUCAUAAUGUCAAUCCAUGACUCAAACUUACAAUUCAUUGUUCCAUGUACAGUUUUUCCAAAAAUAUGAAUGUUGAUGUUUGACGGAUCUCUUCCUCUGUGAUCAUUUUUUUUUGGUGCAAAGUUUAUAUUCCUUUUCCUUUUAAUUUUCUGGGGUAUUGUUUGGUAGUAUCAAUUUAAUGAGAACAAAUCAUGAAGACAGCUCUACUUAGUUUAAGGAAAUGCUCUUUCUACUCAAAUAUUAUUAGUUGUUUUUUUUAAAAUUUAGUUCUGAUUUUUAUGUGUACCUGAUUUUAAAGCUGUCUUUUUAACAGAAGAUUGGAAAUAUUUUUAUACCAAUUUAUAAUGCCAACUGUUCUACAAAUUACAUUUGUUUUGUAAAUAAAACUGGUUUUCCUAUU
Molecule: messenger RNA, 3146 nt
Organism: Argiope bruennichi
Lineage: Eukaryota; Metazoa; Arthropoda; Arachnida; Araneae; Araneidae
Product: protein disulfide-isomerase A5-like
Exons: 31
Coding region: 43-2724 (893 amino acids)
Biological process (GO): protein folding
Cellular component (GO): endoplasmic reticulum
Molecular function (GO): protein disulfide isomerase activity
Source: RefSeq, a predicted model, not a curated record